This is a messenger RNA of Lizanozyma spartinae, 1194 nucleotides long. RefSeq lists its product as uncharacterized. The transcript has a single exon. Gene Ontology annotation, molecular function: phospholipid binding. Lineage: Eukaryota; Fungi; Ascomycota; Pichiomycetes; Serinales; Debaryomycetaceae. The record is from RefSeq and is a predicted model, not a curated record. Gene Ontology annotation, biological process: vacuole fusion, non-autophagic. Bases 1 to 1194 code for a protein of 397 amino acids. Gene Ontology annotation, cellular component: fungal-type vacuole membrane.
AUGGAUAAAUCACAAUUCAGUACAUCAACUAAAGAGCCUCCUAUAUCCAAAUACGUUAACCUCAGUCAUAUCAAUAAUAGUGGUAGUAGACCAGAUCCACCAAUACCCUCCACGUCUUCGAUGCUAACGUCUUCUAGAGAGCCUUCCAUCAACACAUUCACUUCGUUUCUGCCCUCAGUGCUUGAUCUUCCGGCUAUCAUCACCGAGAAGGACUUUGGCCAUACCACGCAGACAUAUUCCAAUAUGCUCCAUAAGGCAGCGACCUUGCUGAAGGCAUUGGACCAACUCAGUGGUGCUUAUGCUGAGUUCGGCAGUGCCUUGGAGAGUACCGUACGCGAGUGCCCCAAGCUCCAUCAUCUGGGGGCGUUCUCUGAAGGUCUAGUCAAUGCUGGAGGUCUUCAAUAUUUGGUGGGGAUAGUGCUGCAGAUAUCAGGACGAGUACUUCGAGAGUCAUUUGAAGAACCUCUUCGAGAUUCAUUAGGGCAGUUACAAGAGUACUAUACCCACCAUAGAGCAGAUUACCAGACUCAAGUCAAGGAGAAGUCUCAGACUUUGAGAGCCAUGGAGUUGGAGAAUGUCAAGCUUCUGAAACUGAAGACUCGGAAUAUCUCAACUUAUAAGAACAAUUUGGUGAGUUUGACCAACCAAUUGGAUGAUUUGGAUCGACUUAAAUAUGAAUACUAUCGAGAGGUAAACGAGAUGAUUGAACGGUUUAAUAACGAACAACUACUAGUUAAAUGUGGUUCGUUUGUUAGAGCUCAAUUGGAGUUACAUGAAAGUAUAGCGAAAAAGGGUUGGACUGGAGGUGGUCUUGAGGGUUUACUAAACUUAUCGCCCGAUUUGUUUGAAGUAAAGGCCUCUUAUUCUGAAAGUGAUGGUAUAAAUCAUGACAACGAACAAAGAAAUUAUGAUCAAGACGAGGAUGUGGAUGUUGACGAAGUUGAUGAUGAUGAUGAUGGUGGUGCAGACAUUUCGGUACGCACAAUCACUGGUAUACCAUCAACAGAUUCAUUUCAUAAUCCAACUGAUUCUAUUCGAGGUCAAUCGCUGGUUAUCAAUGAUACUUCAACUCCAACCUCAGGUCCCAAAGGUGACGAUGAAAUCAACACUUCAACCACAGCAGAUGAAUCAUUUUCUUUGCCUAUAGUUAACCCUACCACCAAUCCAUUGUUACGACCUUUAGACGGUGUCUGA